AGUUGUAUCGAUCCGCUCCCCCAGCUUCCUGUUUAAAUGGCCGCCUUGAGAGCGGCGCACGAGACUCACGAUGCCUUCGCCGAUCCCCGCCAGCCGCCUGCUGGCUACAGAAGACUUGUGUCCCACGGUGGACAUCCGGACCUGCAGCAGUCCGCUGUCCAAACAAGUGUUCGGGUCCACCUUGCAGGUGCCCUUGCAGCGACUCCACGGUCGAGUUGCGAGUCGGCUGUGGUCGUCCGUCAUCCACUGGAAGGAGCUCCGCUGCGGGCAGCCCGUCGGCUCCGGUGGCUUCGGUUCGGUGUACAAGGCGACUUACCUCGGAGGGACUGUGGCGCUGAAGAAAGUCAAAAAGUGCACGAAAAACCAACUGGCGUCUCGUCAGAGCUUCUGGGCCGAGUUGAACGCGGCACAUCUUCGACAUCCGAACAUCGUGCGCGUUAUUGCGGCCACCACCUGUGUGCCGGCGGACCUGAAGGAAGACCGCAGCAUCGGAACCGUUCUGAUGGAGUUCGUCAGCAACGGGAACCUGCAGCAGACCAUCGACUGCAGCGCGGGGCCCCUGGGGGCCGACAGGUGGCUCAGGUACUCCCUGGACAUCGUGCGGGGUUUGGACUUCCUGCACGGCAACAAGAUUGUCCACCUGGACAUCAAACCCGCCAACGUGCUGCUGUCCGCGCAGGACACCUGCAAGAUCGCCGACUUCGGCUGCUCCGUCCAGCUGGGCAGCGACGUGUGCGGCGCCGCGUCCUACCCGAGUCACGCGGGCGGCACGUACACGCACCGGGCGCCCGAGCUGCUGAAGGGGGAGGGCGUGUCCACAAAGUGUGACAUCUUCUCCUUUGGGAUCACUAUGUGGCAGAUGGUCACCUCGCGCCAACCUUACCUGGGCGACAGGCAGCACGUCAUCUACGCCGUGGUGGCCAACGACCUCCGACCUUCCCUGGAAGACCAAGCGGCCUUCGGGUCGCAGCGAGGCCAACUGCUCAAGAAGCUUCUUGGGAGAUGCUGGACAGGACAGGUGGCAAGCAGACUGGGCGCACAGGAAGUAUUGACGCACCUGGACCAACUCAGAUCAUCUUCUCUUGUCUUCUAGUACUUUCCUCUUACUUCCAUCUCUUGUACAAUUGCAUCUUUCAUAUUUAUUUCAACACGGAAACCUUUUCUACCUUUUUAAGGCACACAUUUUCCUGCGGGUGACAAACUCUUCCUGGACAUUAUUGUUGAUGUGCGCUCAUAUUUGUAGCAUUGUUGUUUGUCUUUUGCACACCUGACUUAUAAAACCGUUUUAAGCUUU
Messenger RNA from Nerophis ophidion (straightnose pipefish), 1294 nucleotides. It is a transcript of the gene mos, whose product is annotated as v-mos Moloney murine sarcoma viral oncogene homolog. Bases 71 to 1093 code for a protein of 340 amino acids. The record is from RefSeq and is a predicted model, not a curated record. Gene Ontology annotation, molecular function: ATP binding; protein kinase activity. The transcript is spliced from 2 exons. Gene Ontology annotation, biological process: protein phosphorylation. NCBI's taxonomy places the organism in Eukaryota, Metazoa, Chordata, Actinopteri, Syngnathiformes, Syngnathidae.